AUGUAAAAUAAUAAUAAUAUUGAUUUGCAAGGUGACGACUAGCAAAUUGAUAUUUAAUAAGAAGAUUACUUCGAAGGACACUUACUUAAUCGUAUGCUUAAAUUAUUAUUUAAGUUUAACAAAAUUAAUAGUAUAUUUAAAUACUAGAGCUUAAUGAGGAUGAAGAUCCAGGAUUUUUGUUUUUGUUGAAAGAAACGAAUGUCCCUGAAUUAGAACAUGCUAUACUGCAAGAUACAUAAAUGUUCUUCGAAAGAGAAGCAAGGCUCUAUAAUUAUAUUGCCAAAUUAUUGUACUUGACAGAGAUAGACACAUAAGGUAGACUACUCAAAAAUAUUUAUUAUUAGAUGCUCCUAAGUUAACUAAGCUAUUGACAUUGUUUAUUGAGAUUCAUGAGAUUGGAUAAUAUUCUGAAUAUGCUCAAAUGUUAUAAUAAUAACAUUCUAUUGGAUUUCUUAUUGAUAGUGAUCUAUAAAUGAUUGAUUUAUUGUAGAAUAUAGUUUUAAGGCAAGAAACCAAUAAUUCAAAAAAAGAUUUAUUCUUUGUAAUCGGAAGAUAUUUGCCAAAAUUUUUAAUAUUUUCAAUUAAUCCUCCCAAACCAUUUGUGACUAAAAACUAAAUUAAAUCUUUACAAAACUAGAUUGUUAGUAAAAUCAAUAAUUAACUAUUUGAAACUAAUAUUGUAACACCUUAAAAGUUAUGUUUGUUAGCCUUUUCUUAUCUUUCUGAUCCUGAGUUAAAUUAUUAAUUGUACUAUGAAACAAUUUGUAUCCUGAAAUAAACACUUGAAAGGUAUGUCAUAUGCAUAAAUUAUUUAGUCUUUUGGAAAGCAAUAACACAGAAAAAAGUAUAUAUAGCGAAAUCAGAUAUCUAAUAGAAUUUUUCUUGUUAUUCACACCCAAUUAAAAUCUCUUGAAAUGCUUCUUCAAGAUCAAUUUUCAUACUUCCCUCUAUAAUAGUAUCAAAAUAUGUUCAUCUGCUUAGGGAAUCGAUAAAGAAACCAGUUGGUUCAAAGACUCUUUUAUUAUAAGGUAUAUGGUAAGUUUAAUUAUAAAAAUUCUGAGUUCUGAUAAGGUUGAUGACGAAUUCACUGAUAUGUUAUAUGAUGAUUUCUUAGAAUGUUUGAAACAAAAAUAAUUGGAUCUGAUAACCAAAGUGAUCAUACCUAUUUUGAAUAGUCAACAGGUUCAAUUAGUACCUGUGUGUUUCCACCCAGAAUUAAGUGUGGCUGAAAGCAAAGCACAAUUUAAAACUUUUUCAGAAAACAAUACUAAGAUGAUGGCGUAGAAGUUAAUUGAGUAGGAUGAUGAGUCAUUUGAGAAGAACGAUUAUAUGAAAUAGAAUUACUAUUAUUCUUAAUUGAGGAUGUAGCCAAUACAUUUUAUUCCCAAAACAGUGACAGGGAAAUAAUUGAGUUAAUUAUUAAAGGAAAACAUAACCAUUCAAAAUUUGAGAGAAGGUUCAAUUAAUGAUAUAAAGGUGAUUAAACCAGUUACUUAGGAACUUUCGUUUAAUAGUAAUUAUAAAAAGCCAUUACUGGUUUCCUUUGGAUAAACGAUGGGAGGUUUUGUAAGGGUAGUUGAUAAACUUAAAGUGAAUGUAGGUGAAGCUAGAGUAGAGAAAAAGUUUCGGAUUUAUUAAAUGAAUUGUCAAUUUUUUGUUAGAUUGAGGAAUUUCAAGAGGAAAUUGUUUAGAGUGAGGAAUUCUUAUAAUAUCUAAUAUCAUUAAUUGAUAAGAAUAAACAAAAAUAAAUAGAAACUAUAUAUGGAAGGCUCAAUUCAUUGAUUUAUUCAAAGUUAGUUCAGUUCUUCGAGGAGAAACCAUAUCUAAAUGUAGUAGCAAUAUUGAAAUUUCGAAUCUUGAAGCAGAUAGUGAUUAAGGCAGAAUAUUAAUUGUAUUUAAUGAAGUAGAAAUAAUAAGUAGAUAUUAAAAGAUUCUAAUAUAAUUUGGGAUUGAUUGUUAAGAAAUAGAAGAUGAAUUAACAUGUUUGGUAUAGAAAUAUUAAAUAAUUCUAAUAAUAAAAGUAGGAAGAUCCAAAUAUUGAUAAAUUAGAGAAGAAUUAAAAUGAUGAAGAUUCACAUUUGGAAAUUCUUGUAAAAUGUCUACUUCAAUUAUUAGAUCAUUAGUCAAUUAGCAUAACAAUACUUGAGUCUAUACAAUCAUCAAAUAUUAUAAACUUCAUUAUUAAAUAUCUUGAAAUCAAUUUAGCAUAAUUGAAAAGUUCAAAAACAUUUCAUCAAAUAAUAAAGUUAAUCUAUUGCUUAGCAUAAAAUGAAAUGACAUUGAAGCUAUUCAUAACAAAAUAGAAAGAAUGUUUAUUUAGAUAAAUGGAGUUAGUUAAUUAGCAACUACUAAUAGGUAUUUAAACUGACAAUGAUGAAUUAAAUGAAAACAAAGAAUUUAUGUCAUUGUAUGAAUAUGUGGAAGGUAGUUUAUAUGCUGCAAAAUUCAUUACAAUAAAAUAUUUACCUUAAAAUUAUUAAUAUAAUGAAAAUCCUAAUAUUAUUAAGCAUUAAAUGUAUAGACCCUUUAUGAAAAGAUUGGCAGUUGAAAAGUGUAAAAUAGCGACUGAUGCAAAAUACAUGUUUAGCAUGAAAGAUUAUUAUCAAGAAACUAAUAAUCCAUCAUAAGCUAAAAUGUAAAAGCUUAUGGAGGAGAUAUCAACAAUUGGAGAGAUUCUACCCAUUGAAGCAACCAAUUCCAUAUUCAUAAGAUAUGAUUAGGAGAGAAUGGAUUGUAUGAGAACCAUCAUUUUUGGUGCCAGUGGUACACCAUAUGCACAUGGAGCAUUCUUGUAUGAUCUAUAUUUUGAAGAAGAUUAUCCACAUAAACCUCCAAAGAUUAGAUUGGCUACUACUGGAUAUGGUACAGUUCAGUUUAAUCCCAAAUUAUAUAAUUGUGGACAAGUUUGUUUAGAUUUAGAUAGUAUAUGGGGUAAUAGUUGGAAGGCUAAUGACUCCAAAAUAUUCUAACUAUUAGUUUCAGUUCAAUCUCUAGUGAUGAGUGAAAAUGUUAUGUUUAAUGAACCAGGAUUGGAAUCUUAGAUGGCAACUCCUAUUGGUGAAUAAGCUAAUAGAGGAUAUUGUAAUUUCAUUAAGAUUUAAAAUAUUAGAUAUGCUAUGAUAGAAUAAUUAACAAAUCCCCCAAGAGGAUUUGAAGAUGUAAUUAAGAAGAGUUUCUAUUUGCGUAAGGAAUUGAUAAUGAAGGAGAUUGAAUUAUGGAUAGAAUAGGCCGAUUUGCCAGCAACUUAUAAUCAACAAUAGAAUUAUUUUCCAUACAACUUUCAACCUCAAUUAUAUAAAUAAAGUUUGAUAAAAAUAUAUGAGGAACUGAAAGUGGAAUUAGAGAAAUUGAAGUUUGAUAUUGUAAAAGAUUUCCAAGUUUAUCUAAGGGAGAAAGAAAUCAGUUUUAAUGUAGAUACUCUUUAAUAAUAAUAAAAACAAAUACCUCGUAAAGUGAUGCUCAUGCCUUAAGGUUUGAAUAUCAAUGAGAUUGAUGUCAGUUAUAAUGAUAAUCUAAUAAAGAAAAUUCGAUUCAAAUGA
Paramecium octaurelia is the source of this 3539-nucleotide messenger RNA. The record is from the annotation of a GenBank genome assembly. NCBI's taxonomy places the organism in Eukaryota, Ciliophora, Oligohymenophorea, Peniculida, Parameciidae.